Mus musculus (house mouse) is the source of this 847-nucleotide messenger RNA. RefSeq names its product coiled coil domain containing 200 (gene Ccdc200). Bases 130 to 636 code for a protein of 168 amino acids. NCBI's taxonomy places the organism in Eukaryota, Metazoa, Chordata, Mammalia, Rodentia, Muridae. The record is from RefSeq and is a predicted model, not a curated record. The transcript is spliced from 4 exons.
GUGAGGUGGUCCGGGUAAUAGGCAGGUGUGAUCGGGGUGGGAGGAGACAGAAGCGUUUGGGUGCAGCGGCAUCAUUUUGGGCUUUGCCUGCUCUCACACCCUGCUGGAAUUUUCUUUUACCACACCAUCAUGGGUAGUGCCUACCACUGGGAGGCCCGGCGUCGGCAGAUGGCAUUGGAACGGAGGAAGGUGCUGAUGGCACAGCAGCAACAAGAGCAGAAUGCAAAAAAGCAGGAAGAGAAGAAACAGCAUUUUGAGAAAACAUCUCAGCCACACCAAGAUUCAAAAGGACCCCAACAGGAUUCAAAAGGACCCCAACAGGAUUCAAAAGGGCCACCGCCUGCACAGCCAGAGCAACAAGCACAGCCACAGGAGAAGGCACAAGGACAGCCACAGCCGCCUGGGCCAAAGUCACAAAAGGAGCAAGACCCACCUACACAGAGCAUCUUCAAGGAUGGUCUCCAAAAAGACACCCAAAGGCAAGGACCCCAGACUAAGCCAACCGGAGCUCAACAAGAUGGCCAGCAAUCCUGUAGAGUGUGCAGUAAACCCCCCAUCCUUCCAGGCCGCGGUAUCACGAAUGAUUGCCAGUCUAGCUCUUCUAAAUAUUCCCGACUCACGGUGAGAGUCAACUAAUUACAUCCAGCAGUGGUGAUCCAGAGACGGACUCCAAGACUUGAUGAAAGUGAAUAAAAACAAAACCCAAAAAUCAACCAAACAAAAAACCCAAGCACCACCAAACAAACAACAACAAAAAAAACCAAACCAGACAGCAACCACACUUUCUUUCCACCCAGCAAUCUUUCAAAUCCAAAAAGCCAGUUGCAUUUGGAAAGGAGGCUAGCUG